Molecule: messenger RNA, 1032 nt
Organism: Hansenula ciferrii
Lineage: Eukaryota; Fungi; Ascomycota; Saccharomycetes; Phaffomycetales; Wickerhamomycetaceae
Gene: NUR1
Product: Nur1p
Exons: 1
Coding region: 1-1032 (343 amino acids)
Biological process (GO): maintenance of rDNA; regulation of exit from mitosis
Source: RefSeq, a predicted model, not a curated record
AUGGCUAAUACUAGGGGAAGAAUUGUCAGGAAGCAAAGCUUGUUUAAAAAAUUGAAAUCAUAUCCUUUUGAUCUAUUAUUGGCGCUUAAUGAACAGAGAGAACUGAUUGAUUGGGAUUCAUACUCGAAAACAAUAGCGUUACCAUCAGGGUUCAUAUUGACCACCGUAUACUUUCUUGUGAGACUAUGGCAAGAUAAUCAAGUUGAUGAAAAGAAGCCCCAAUACUUUGAUUUUGAUAAAAAAUUAUUACAAGACUCUAUAUAUUUCAGAAACUCAAGCCAAUCAACAAUAGGUCCAAAGAUCAUUUCAACUCUUCAAUUUAUAAUAAUUUCCAUCAAUCUAUUCAAUACAAUUUAUUUUUUGAGCAGUACAAAACAAUAUGCUAUAUUCAAUAAAUCUACACCACCAAACACAUCUAGUGCUCGCAAAGUUUCAAGAGAUAUCAAAGUUAAAACACUUUGGGAUACUGUUUUGUUUUGGAAGAAGGAUGAUGAACCAGAAGUUGAUUCAUAUUGGGAAUUGAAUAUUUGGAAUCCAUCCAAAUUCUCAACUUACUUAUUUGUCUCAUUUCCACCUUUUAAUUUGUUAUAUUUAUAUCUUACACAAUCCGCUUUCAAGAAUCUCAUCUUUGUAUUCAGUACGUCAGUCAUAUUAUAUUUUGUCAUAAUCAAAGGGUUUCUAGUAUUGAUUGAAGACAAGCAAAUUUUAUACCAAGAAACAUUUGAUGAAUAUCAAAGAAAGUAUGUCAAUCCAAAAUUAUCAGUUGCAAGAAGAGAAGUUGCAAUUGAUGCUACAAAUGGUCCAUAUGAUCAAAAUUCAAUUGAAUAUUAUUCUCCAGGUAGAACUGAGAAAUUGUUCAAAACUCAUGAUUAUAAAGGGAGAGAAUCUGUCGAAGCAUUCCACCAAGGUGAAUUUACACCAGUUAAAAAGGGUACACCAUUGAGAAAAUCAAUUUUUACACCAAAGGGUAAUAAUAGGUAUUCAUCAUAUCAUCCUUCACCAUUAUCUAGAAAAUCUCAUCCAUUUAAUUAG